Alosa sapidissima (American shad) is the source of this 3033-nucleotide messenger RNA. It is a transcript of the gene lrrc56, whose product is annotated as leucine rich repeat containing 56. Bases 757 to 2736 code for a protein of 659 amino acids. The transcript has 13 exons. The record is from RefSeq and is a predicted model, not a curated record. Lineage: Eukaryota; Metazoa; Chordata; Actinopteri; Clupeiformes; Clupeidae. Gene Ontology annotation, molecular function: protein binding.
AGCCCACGCCCAGCCCCACACGACAACACCGCCCCGGUUAGAGCGUUUGUAAUGAAGCCUCUGGAUCACUGAUUUGAGGCAAUAUUAGUUGUUACAAUGUAAUCUCGGGUUAAUUCAUGUGGUGCAUAUCUUUACUCUCUCUGACUUACAGACUGAAUUCUGAUGAAUUCACAGUGAGAGCAUAGCCAAUUAAACGCUACCAACAACAUGGUGGAAUCCUUUGCAUGUAUUUUGUUGAUUAAUUUCUAGUCAAAUCGUAAGAUAAUUGUAUAGCUCCACUCUGCAUGCUAUACAUAAUGUAACGGCAUAACCAAUAAUUACACGAGACCUUUCGGGACACAGGCAAGGGGAUUUCACAUCAGUGGACUACAGAUCCCUAAAGGCUCGGGAGACCCUCCCGCUCGCGGUAUCCAGGAAGUUGUAUACCGUUGUCAACCAAACUUACAUGGCAAAAUGUGUUGUUGUUAGCUGCAAAAUGUAGAUUUUUUUGGUGAAGGACGGUGCGAUUCAAAAACAUAUUCUUAUUCUGUCAUCAGCUAAUACUUGGGCACAGCCCUGUUCUCUCGACAUGUCACUGAACGAAUAAUUAUAUAUGAUUGUUUUAGUAGAACGUGGUUCAUUUCAGUAUCUGUUAAGAAUAAGAAACUUAUGGUUAGAAAUCAACUAGCGUUAACGUUAUCAUAGUUAUCGUUAGCAGUCCGACAAAGGCAACGUUAGCCCCUCAUCCUAACUUCAAGUGAGAAGGUAAUAAACCUGAUGUCGAUGAUGGACAGUUUUGAAAAAUCCAGGUGUGCAAGUCGCCCAGGUACAGCUUGUAUGUUAAUAACAGAGUUUGGUGGAGCUAGUCAGAUGAAUCCCACUCCAACAAACUAUGAAGAUGCGGAGGUGCUGACAGAACUUAAUCUGUCUUCAGAAAAGCUGAAAGCCCUGACAAAUACAGAAGACCUUGGCAAAGUCACCAUGUUGGAACUGUGUGUGGACACACAACAUAAUACCCUUGGCAAUUUUGGUACCUACUUGCCCAACCUGACACAGCUGAGAAUGAGCAAUAGUUUGAUUUUUUCCGUGAGGGACCUCGGAACAACUCUUUCCCACCUGAAGGUCCUCUGGCUGGUCCGCUGCUGCCUGACUGACUUGGAUGGGAUCGCCGCGCUCUCCUCUCUCAAGGAGCUGUACGUGGCCUACAACAACAUCUCAGACCUCAGUCAGGUCAGCAUGCUGGAAUGUCUGGAGGUGUUGGACCUGGAGGGCAAUGACGUGGACGAUCUUGUGCAGGUCCAGUACCUGGGUCUGUGUAGCCAGCUCAGAACUCUGACCCUGGAGGGGAACCCCGUCUGCUCUUGUCCUCGCCCAGAGGCCACAGAGACGGAGGAGUACAGCUACUGGUCGGCGGUGCGGGAGUUGGUCCCACAGCUGCGCUACCUGGACGACGUCCCGGUGGAGGAGGCGGUGGCAGGGAGCCGAGCCGCGGUUGAUGAGGACUUGGCCCUGCUAAAGGAGUCCAUUAAGGAGAAUGCCUCCAGCAGCAACAUGCAGUAUUUAGUAGGCCUACCUUUCUGUGUUACAUCCAUAGAGGACAGGGCUGCGAGCGCUUGUUCCCUCUCUAGACCCGGUUCUGCUCAGCGGCCCGGAUCGUCUCGCUGCCCCUCCAGUCGACCAGGCAGUUCCAGAACUCUGUCCUCCCCAGGCUAUAGUUCCAGGCCUGGCUCAGGUGAAUCAGAUCCAGACAAUUCAGAACCUGAUGCAAGCGAGUUAACACAUGGAGCGGGCCGUGUCUUGUUGUGUGGAAACCCUGUGCAGGCCCUUAGAGCUCUCAGACAGAAGGGCAAGCCCCAAGCCCCUGCCUUCCCCCCCAACUCCUACCGGCUGCCAAGCCAUGUUCCAGAGCACACGUAUGACACAUACGAGGAGUCAGAAGAGUGGAACCGCAGUGACGUGUUCGCAGAGCUUCUGGCUUGGAGAGAUGAGCAUAACAAACGGCUACUUGCCAUUGAGAAGGAUCGCCAGCCACAAGUAAUGGCCAUACUCCACGGUGAGGAAGACGAUGAGGACAGUACAGACGAGGAUGAAGAGGUGACAGGCCACAGUCUAGCCAGUGAUCAUGAAGAAGAGAAGGAGACGAAGACGAAAGAAAGUGGAGAGAAAAGAAGCAGUAAAUGCUGGAGCCGCAUUGAUUCACCUGACUCCUCUUUUUUAUCUCUCUCUUCAGACCUGUCCGAGCAAGAAGCCAUGUCUCCUGAUGACGACUCGAGGCCCUCCCUCCCAUCAGAGCUCACCUUAACUCCGUCGCCCCCUCAGCCGCCCGUGCUGCCUUCUACUGGCCGGAAGCUGCCAGAGGCGCGCGCCCGCAGGCUCAAAUCCAUCCAGCACCAGCCGCCCCCGGGCACCAGGCCAUCCCCGCUGGGCGCAGAGUCAGGCCCAGAGGCGGGCCCCGAACCUGGGGAUGAGGAGGUGGAGGUGGAGGUGGUGAGGAGGCACAGUCUGACCGACUGGAGCACCAGUGGGGCCUGCAGGCCAGCCUCCAGUCCUGUGGUGCCAGGCCACAGAGAACCAUAUGUGGAGGCUGCUGGGGGAUACGCUCUGUCCAACAACAGCAAACACCAUCAGCCUGUCAUAAGCUCCAAGCUAACAGACAGAGCCGCCCUAGCACGACCCCGCACUGCGAGGGCGGCUCUCCAGAGACUGUCGAACCACUACCCUCUCCUGCCCAGGAGAGCCAGUACUCAGCCCAAAUGAGCCUGCCAACCACUCAUCACUUACAUGGUAUGUCUCCCAAAAGUGUCAUUUUGCAACAACCAUGAUUGCUAAGAGGGCAUUUAGAAUGAUCGACUCUGCGAUUGUUGCAUGGUAACACUUUUGGAAAACACACCCCUGAUGUUUUGUUUUUAGCAGCUUCUGCAUGGAGCUGACCUUGUGUUUGUUGUGUCACAAGUUUGUUUUUGUGUUUUGCUUUUGUCAUCUGAUUUUUGAGUUGCUGGAAGAAUGUAAUUGUACAGUAAAUAAUUUCCUAUUUUUCUUUUUUUUUAGAAGGAA